CACAAUAAACUAAAUGAUGUCAAUAAAUAAAGCAGCUUCAUAGCACUCUGACCUUUCAUCUUAUUAAGGGCUUUGAAAAAAGUAAUUUUUGAAUAUAAUAAGUAGUGGGGGGGAAUUAAAGAAUCUACAUUUAUGAAUGAAAUAUUUUGCUAAUAUUACAAUGUUAUUAAGCAAAUCAAAGAGUAUCUGUAUCACUUUAACGCAGCGAUGUGACGUCAUAAGCGUGCGCCCAAACUCGACGAGGUGUACCGGCUUAAUGUAAGAGUCGCGUGAGGCGAACCGGAUAAAACGCGUUUAUAGGCGCAAUUAAAACAAUAAAAACAGUUUUACGGGCAAUUUAUUUUAUUAGGAAAUAAUCGGCGGUUUGUAAAGGAGAGCGAUGCAGCGCUUGUUUUGUUCCAGGUGGAUCAUCUCAGGUGUGUCCUUGGCGGUCGGUACCGGAAUCGGUGUUGCUCUGAGCGGCGCUUCCGACCGCUUUCACGGUGAAAACAACCUGCUCCGAAAAAUCCCCGUCAUCCCGAUACCGAGCGUGAACGCCGCGUCGGAACUUCUCCCGUAUCCGCAGGCUCAGCUCACCCCGAGCAAAUCCACCGCCGCGGUGAAAUACGGCUUCCCGUCUCUGUCACAUAUCCGAUCACGGGAGUCCCAUGUCACGUGUUACGACGCGCGGAACAGGACCCCGGCGUGGGUGAUCGAGCAGCUCAAUGCGGGCACUCUGAGCGGGACAUCCGACCGGAAGCUGUGCGACUUUAAGGAGGAUGACUCGGUGCAUGUUUACCACCGAGCGACAAACAGCGACUACAGGGGGAGCGGAUUCGACAGGGGUCACCUGGCCGCCGCAGCCAAUCAUAAAUGGAGCCAGAAAGCCAUGGAUGACACCUUCUACCUCAGCAACGUAGCACCACAGAAUCCACACCUAAACCAGAACGCAUGGAACAAUUUGGAGAAGUACUGCCGCUCUCUCACGAAGCACUACGAGAACGUGUAUGUGUGUUCGGGGCCGCUUUAUUUGCCCAGGCAGGAGCUUGAUGGAAAGAUGUAUGUGAAGUAUCAGGUGAUCGGGAAGAACCAUGUGGCAGUCCCCACACACUUCUUUAAGGUUGUGAUUCUGGAGAAGAAGCAUGGCGAGGUGGAGCUGCGACCGUACGUGAUGCCUAACGCACCUGUCGAUGAGAAGAUCCCGCUCGAACGAUUCCUGGUGCCCAUCGAGAGCAUAGAGAGAGCCUCGGGUCUUCUGUUUGUUCCUAACAUCCUUAAGAGGACCAACAACCUGCAGGCCAUUAGUGCCAAGGCGUGAUCAUCUCUACACACACGUACACACACAUAUGGUACAUUUGCUGUUAAGCAAUUAUAUAAUGAAUUAUGAAAAUUUAUGAUGUUGCUACAAAAUUAUGGAUUAAUCACUGACUACUACAGAAAAAAACUGCAGCUACUGUAUCAGGAUUUGAAGCAUAAACAUCAAAGAUUCAUAUAUUACUUUUUAUCUGUAAAACUGUCAAUUGUAAAGAAUGUUUUAAUAAAAAUAUUUUAACAGCU
Messenger RNA from Silurus meridionalis, 1536 nucleotides. RefSeq names its product endonuclease G (gene endog). The coding region runs from base 380 to 1297 and encodes 305 amino acids. NCBI's taxonomy places the organism in Eukaryota, Metazoa, Chordata, Actinopteri, Siluriformes, Siluridae. Gene Ontology annotation, cellular component: nucleus; mitochondrial inner membrane. The record is from RefSeq and is a predicted model, not a curated record. Gene Ontology annotation, molecular function: metal ion binding; RNA endonuclease activity; nucleic acid binding. Gene Ontology annotation, biological process: apoptotic DNA fragmentation. The transcript has 3 exons.